Haliotis rubra (blacklip abalone) is the source of this 768-nucleotide messenger RNA. Its product is annotated as putative nuclease HARBI1. The record is from RefSeq and is a predicted model, not a curated record. The transcript is spliced from 4 exons. NCBI's taxonomy places the organism in Eukaryota, Metazoa, Mollusca, Gastropoda, Lepetellida, Haliotidae. The coding region runs from base 1 to 768 and encodes 255 amino acids.
AUGCAUGGUAUUAGCAUCCCAAGUGUUUCGCGUAUCCUGCAUGCUACCACAGAUGCCAUUUGUGAUUCGUUGGACAAUAUCCACUUUCCGACCUCUGUGAGUGAGCAGCGCGUUGUGAAGGAAGGUUUCCAUAAACUGGCUGGUUUCCCCCGAGUUCUCGGAUGUAUUGAAGGCACGCUCAUCCCUAUCCAAGCUCCGACUGGUGACGAGGAACCCUCCUACGUGUGCCGGAAAGGAUAUCAUGCAAUAAAUGCACAGGCUGUGUGCGAUGACAAACUCAGAUUCCUUAAUGUGGUUAGUAGAUGGCCUGGGGCAACACAUGAUGCAACAGUGCUGUCUAGCUCUGCCCUGGGACAACACCUGGAAAAAAACCCUGUAGAUGGCUGGCUGCUAGGUGACUCAGGGUAUCCAAGUCGUUCAUGGCUCUUGACACCCAUUCUAGAGGCACACACACGCCCAGAAGAGCGAUACAAUAGUUGUCACUGCAGAACAAGAAAUGUAGUAGAAAGGGCCUUUGGCGUUUUAAAAUCAAGAUUCAGAUGUCUACACAAAAGCACUGGCUGCCUUCCCUUCACCCCAGCAAAAAGCUCCAAAAUUAUUAUGGCCUGCUUCAAGCUGCACAAUUUUUGCCUAAGUAGAAAUAUGCCCUGUCUUGUAGAUCAUGACCUAGAUGAAGAUGAGAAUGAUGAUAAUCAUUUUCCCGAUGGUUCACCACAGACUGAUGGACAAACUGUUCGCAGAAAUAUCAUUAGAGAGAGAUUCACAUAA